CUGGGUGCUUCCAUGGAGUUAUGUUUGGGGCUUUUUUGCUGUACUUCCUGUUCAGCACAGCCUGUCACAGUCGGAGUUGUGACAGCCAAAGACACCUCUGUGACUGCACCCAAGGAAGACUUCUGGGCCAGAGAGGAAGCAGCAGGUGGGACCACAUUCCUCUCCCCACACACGGCGUCCAAGUCCCCAGCCUGCCCUGCCUGCGACCGGAGCCAGCUGCCGCCACCCCUCAAAGGCUUGCUUGCCCAUCACUGCGCCCUGCCCACUCUGGGUCCCGGGGACCUGCAAUGGCCUGCCGCUCCUGCAUCGUCGGCUUCGGCAACCUCAACAGCUGUGAGGUGACCCAGGCGAGUGGUCCCUGGUCUGGGACCUCCGGAUGGAGCAAUUACAGGGCCCCCGAGCCGGGCUUCAGCUCCAGCAGUCUCACAGGCUGCCUGACAGCUAGCACCAUCCCCAAGGUGACCGUGAACCCCAGCCUGCUAGUACCUCUGGACCUCAAGGUGGACCCAGCCAUCCAGCAGCAGGAGAGCCAGAAGAUGGAGGAAAUGAAGGUCCUCAAUGAUAAGUUUGCCUCCCUGAUCGGCAAGGUGCGAGCCUUGGAGCAUCGCAACCAGCUGCUGGAAACCCGAUGGCGCUUCCUGCAGAGCCGGGACUUGGCAGCCUUUGACCUUGGACACCUCUACGAGGAGUACCAGGGCCAACUGCGGGAGAAACUGCGCGAAGUGAACCAGGAGGGGGGCCAGCUUGAGACCAAACUGCGGCAGGAGCUUGAGACGGUGAAGGCGUUUCAGAUCAGGUAUGAGGACGAGAUCUCCAAGCGCACGGACAUGGAGUUCACCUUUGCGCAACUGAAGAAGGACCUGGAUGCAGAGUGUCUUCGACGGACAGGACUAGAGAACAAGUUAAAAGGCCUGAAGAGCUUUGUGGUCCUGAUGAAAAGCAUCUACGAGCAGGAGCUGAAGGACCUGGCAGCCCAAGUGAAGGAUGUGUCGGUGACCGUGAGUAUGGACAGCCGCUGCCACAUUGACCUGAGCGGCAUCGUGGAGGAGGUGAUGGCCCAGUAUGACGCCGUCGUGGCUCGCAGCCUGGAAGAGGGCAAGGCGUACUCCCAGAGCCAGCUGGAAGAGCGGGCUGCCUGCUCAGCCGAGUCUGGGAACAGCCUCCAGAGAAGCCGCGGCGAGAUCGCUGACCUCAAAGUGCACAUCCAGAAGCUCCGAUCCCAGAUCCUCUCCAUCAAGAGCCAUUGCCUGAAACUGGAGGAGAACAUCAAGGCAGCCGAGAGCCAGGGUAAGCUGACCUUCCAGGACGCCAAGGCUAAGCUGGCCCAGCUGGAGGCCGCCCUGCAGCAGGCCAAGCAGGACAUGGCGCAGCAGCUGCGUGAUUACCAGGAGCUGAUGAGCACCAAGCUGGCCCUGGACGUGGAGAUCGCCACCUACCGCAAGCUGCUGGAGGGCGAGGAGAGCCGGAUGGACUUGCCCUCAGCCACUAUGAUCAGAUCCAUGCAGUCCAGAUCUAGAACUGCCCGUACCCUGCCCCACCCCUUAUGUUCCCUGUAGCUGCCUCCAAGUGUGGCCUCUUGAGAGCCCCCUCCUGGAAAAAGAAAACCAGGGGAGACCUCGUGAUCAAAAUCACUGAAACCUCAGAAGAGUUCCUCUCGCAGGAGUCAGAGCUCUCACAGUAAGGCUGCUGUCCAGACCCCAGGAGCCCCACGUCAUUCCCCUGCAGCAGGACGAAUAUAAGCUAGACUCAAGAAAGCAGCUUGGAGCCUCUAGGUUGGGAAGGAAGGCAAACCUGACCCUGAACUAAGAAGAGGAGGGUUGGAAACAGUGACUGCUUUUCUGUGGGUUGCCAGGGAUCCGACAGGACUGUCACCAGCUAUUCAAAGUCACUGGGCUCCAUAUCAAUAUCUCACAGUCCCACCCUUCCAACCUCUGGCCAGAGGUUUUCCUGACUGGGUAAACUGGAAUCGGGCGUCUGCUUUCCCUGCACCUCCUCGCUCCUCCCCCCGACAGAGGGCUCUGAACCAAGGUCCCUCUGACCCUUUGCCCAACCCUUGCCCUAAGCUCACAUCUCAAGUCUUGCCUUGCCUUUGCCUCGGAACCGAGGCGAUGCCCUUUUUCCCCCAGCCCUGGCCAGCCACGGGCCAGGGGCUGAUGGGACUGCCUGGGCACCCUCUGCAUCUGGAGUUCCUGGGGAGGCUGGGUGCUGAGGACCCCUGGCUUUCCUGCACCACCUGGGCUCCCUGGAGACCUGACAGUAUUAGGAAGGGAGGGGAAGAGGCUCCCUGGGUGUUUGGGACCUGAGCCCGGACCUCUGAGAUCAGCGCAGACACCUGUGCCCCUUCCCUCCUCCUGUGGGUCCCUCCCAGCAGGUCACAGUCAGACGUGGACAGGCUGCCCAGCCAGCUCCCAAGCCCCUUCUCUAGAAGUUAUUCUUGCCAUGAUGAACUCCCUGGCGGGGAAGUGGGAAGCGGGGAGGCCACAUGGCAACCGGAGAUCAGGCAGGAGAACUGGACCCUCCUUUCUCCUCCCUGCCAUCCUGGGGUUCACCACCUUGCCUGGGAUCUGAGCUCUCUGCCUCCCACCCAGGUGUUUCCCAGCCUGAAACCUGGCUUGGGUGCGCCAGGCCCUUGAGACCCCCUAGCCCCACCCCUGCCAUGAAACCCCAGGCCCAUUUCCCAUGAACCCCACUCCUGGGUGUCUCUGUUCUCUGCAUGGGGCCAAGCAGCCUGGCCCUCGCCUCCUCUGCACCCACACCUGUGGGUUAGAGCUCCUUCCCUUCUCCCCCCUCCGCGCCUCCUCCCUCCAUGCCCGCCCCCGUGCCACCGGGGUGGGAGGGUAGAUGGGUCAUGAAGAAGGCACUGUCCACUCGGGUCUGGGAGCUGCUGAGCCCUUGAGGUCGGGCGGGAGGGCCCCGAUAACAACCAAAGAGAAAUUGUGCAGCGAUCCAACAAGAUUUGGGGCUCCUCUUUCCUCCCCUUGGCUCUCACCUUCGGAGGCUUGCAGGGGGAUCCUGGCAGCUCCAGCCUGCCACUCCAUAAGCCACCUUCCUUCCCUACCUGCCCCUUGCCUCACCUCCUCUUCUAGCCCCAGUUUUGAUUCAUUCAUCUUGUUUUCCAGGAGAGGGUGGCCCAAGGCUCUGGCCCCCUCCUAGGUCUCAGGGUCCUCCAGGCCUGUGGGGGGCACUGAAGGGCUACUGACUCUCAGGCUUGAGGGAACUCAGACAUACACUCAUCCCUCAAGUCCCAAAAGGGUGCUGAUUGCUGCUUUUUCUCUGCCUAUUUAUUGGUUUCCAAGGGAGCAAAUCCUCAGUGGGGAUACAAGAUAUAAAAAGUAUAUAUAUAUAUAUAUUAUUUUUUCAUAACUUAUACAUCUUUUAACUUAUUGCUUCUCUUCCUGUUUCUGCGUAAUCAGUGCUAUGUAUUAUACUAUCUGGAGAGACAACACGUCAGCCACCCCACCUGACUGGCUGACUAUAUUGGGGCAAUGCCCCCUUCUCCCCGCCAAGGGAUGAAUAAAGUGCUGAGAUUUGUCCAUGGAUAAAGCUGUGUGUCUGUUUUUAUCUCCCCUCUCAGGAUUGGUCAGUCACUGGUCAAUCAGGUUGACCACAGGACUUUGGAAAUUCUCCAGUUAUGGGGAAAGGAGUCCAGGGACCUAGUUAUACCUUCAAACCAAUGCAACUUGGAUACAAAAAGUUCUCCUGCCCCACCAUCCAACAAGAAGGCUGUACCGGUGUGACCUAUGUUCCCAGCGCCUCCCGAUAUGCCCAGGCACCACGUGGCCGCCUCAGCAAGCACAGACACGGGGGAUUCCCUAUGUGACGGCGGUUCCCCCUCAAGCACUUCCGUCUGAUUGGGCUGGUUGGCACAGCCCAGAAUAUUUUCUGAUAGGUACAGGCCUAAUCCUGCCCAAUCAAAUUCAAGAUCAACAAACAAGGAUUGAGGGCCUUAUCCCAGCCCAGCCCUGUGGUAGGACACCUAUGAGCAUUCCCCACCCCGCCACCUCGAGAAGCUCGCUGUCAGGUCAAGAGAGGAGCUAUCUGCUCACAGCAGCCAGCUGAACUUCCUCUCCAAGUGAAGAAAGCAGGGGAGAGGGGCUUGUUCAGGGAACCCGGGGAUAGGAAGAAGAGAUGUCUCAAGGACAGGAAUCUUGGGGGUGAAGAAGGGCCUUUGAAGCAUUCGUGUCCUGGCUCACCCACUCACUGGAAUGAAGCCUCAAACAGAGCCUCACUUUUCCCAUCUGUAAAGUGAGCAUACAGCUUCCCU
Delphinapterus leucas (beluga whale) is the source of this 4264-nucleotide messenger RNA. RefSeq names its product keratin 80 (gene KRT80). Gene Ontology annotation, biological process: intermediate filament organization; keratinization. Lineage: Eukaryota; Metazoa; Chordata; Mammalia; Artiodactyla; Monodontidae. The record is from RefSeq and is a predicted model, not a curated record. Gene Ontology annotation, cellular component: keratin filament. Gene Ontology annotation, molecular function: structural constituent of skin epidermis.